AUGCUAGCACCAAUCGUCACCAAGGAUAUGCGCCUUUUUCCCAUUAAGAAGAUGCCGCAUGUGAAGAAUGUGCGAAGUCGUGCUCAAACUCUGGAGCACUAUGGACAUAUGCCGAGCAGUAUGGAUAGAGUUGUGUCUUUAAAAACUCGAGCGACAAUGUUUACCGGUAACAUUGCAUCUGUCUCGACAGCCUCAUCGCCUACCAACUCUGGGCCAAACAGUGGUGGCAAAUCGCCCGUGUCCCGGCAAAAAGUUUUUCAAGCGCAUAAAAGUCCGCCCAAAAGUCUUGUGGCGCGAAAGCAAACAUUGUCAGCGAUUCAGGAGGGUGUUGAGAUGAACGAGAACAACGCCAAACUUUUGUCGCAUAGCAAAAGUGAACCGUCUAGUGUCCGUUCGGUGAGCAAGAAACGUGGAAGUUUAGAAAAACGAAAUAAGUCGGAUGCGAAGUUGAAUGCCACCGGUGACGAGGAUGGCGAAAGCGUUGAAAUCAAAAAAAGAAGCGUCUUCAAAUGGAUUUCCAAUUCGUUUAGAAAAGCUAAAGAAAAAAAUCUUGAGACAGCUAGCACUUCGUCAGAUUGA
Molecule: messenger RNA, 579 nt
Organism: Caenorhabditis bovis
Lineage: Eukaryota; Metazoa; Nematoda; Chromadorea; Rhabditida; Rhabditidae
Source: the annotation of a GenBank genome assembly